CCUUGCUGGCAGGUUGCCUGUAUCUCCGUCGAAUAGCGAGAUAAGCGCACUCUCGAUUUUUUCGUCGAUCGAGUUUUUUCGAAGUUAUGUGAAUUUUCUGCCGAAAUUCACUUUAGAGGUGUGGACAAACUGUAAGAGUGCACCAUGAAGUGGAUUUUCUGGAUCUUGCUGAUGACUUUCCUUGACACGUUAGUGCAAGGUAGAAGCAACUUCAGAUGGAAAAGAUCUACAGGAACAAGUACAACGACUCCAACCCCAGAUGAAGAUGACGAUGACUGGGAAGAAGAAGAAUCCAGCGAAAUUGAUGACGAUGGAAAGAUUUAUAAGAACCCUAGAAAUUCGCCUUCCACCCUUUGUCCCAGAGACGAAGAACAGGCAACUCUUUUGGGACAAAAAUGUUUGAGAAAAUGUUCCUCUGAUGAAGACUGCAAAAGUAAGAAAAAAAAGUGCCUUUGUGAUGGAGCUUGUGGAAUGUCUUGUAUUAAACCAGAUAGAGAAUGUCCUGAGCCAGAUGGAAUUCAAUUCGGCAGUGUACAAGCCGGAGGAAAACUCUUCGGUUCCAGGGCAACAUAUACUUGUCAACACGGAUAUCACGUUGUAGGCUUGCAGAGUCGCACUUGCCAGGGUGAUGGACAAUGGGCUGGCUCCGCACCUGCUUGCAAGCAGAAUAUUUAUUGUCUCGCACCGCCAAAUAUUGAUCAUGCGAGACACAACGCUCUUCCAGAGCAAACAACAUUUGACUUGGAUUCUACACUGCAAUAUUACUGCCACACUGGCUAUGUCACUAAUGGUUUUCCAAGAGCCAAGUGUCUGGCGAUCGACGGUCAGGCAUCUUGGUACGGACCAGACAUAUCUUGUGAACCGAGGUCAUGCGGUGCUCCUACUGAAAUAAGUCAUAGCUGGCAUGCUGGAGAAUGCUACACUUAUGGGUGUAGGAUAACAUAUCACUGUUCUGAAAAUUAUGAAUUGGUUGGAAAGACGGAACGAUUCUGUCAAGCUGAUGGAACGUGGACACCCAAAGAGCUUCCCACAUGUGUUUUGGUGACGGCCGUGCAGUGCCCUCCACCGGAGUCACCCCGACACGGCAAGGCUAUUUAUACGUCUUGCAGCUACAACUCGGUGGUGAGCUACGAGUGCAAAUAUGGAUACACCCUCGUGGGUGAGAGCACAAGGAAAUGCGGAGCGGACAGAAAAUGGUCCGGAUCUCAACCUCAGUGUAAAGAGAUCAACUGUGGUCAUCCUGGCAGGUUGUGGAAUGGAUGGUUGGAAAAUAUCGAAGGUGGAACUGGGUUAGGUGCCUCAAUUAUCUUCAGAUGCCACGAAGGAAUGCUGCUGGAGGGCAAUUCGUCUACGGUAUGUCAGAUCGAUGGAAAGUGGCGGUAUCCUUUACCGAGAUGCUUGGCUCCAUGCGUUGUACCUCAUGUAACUCAAGGAAGAGUGAUUCUGGUAUCCAAAAAUGACACUGCACCCUCUUCGACAGUAGUAAUACAUGGUGAGGAGUUAGUAGUGGAAUGUGAUCAGCAAUAUGAAUUUUUAGGCAGCUUAUCGCCAGUUACUUGUAAUAAUGGUACUUGGACGCAAAUACCAAAGUGCGAGCCUGCUAGAUGUAAACACCUUCCGAAACCACCUAAAAACGGUAUGGUCAUUGCACCAAAAAUGGAACACAGUAUGAAGGCAAGAUUUAAAUGCAAAGAUGGAUAUGAGCUCAAAGGUGAUCCGCUCAUUAGUUGUUCAUUCGGAAAUUGGACAGGAGACCCUCCAAAAUGUGACGAAGUAUUUUGUCCAUAUCCUGGCGAAGUGAUAAAUGGAAAGAUCCUUCUUGUCGGGAAUAUGGGGCUUUAUGACUAUCGACCGUAUGUGAAGAAAGUAGUAAAUAACAAACAGAUAAUGUACGAUUGUGAUAAGGGCUAUGUGUUAGCGGAGGGACCACCUGGAGCAACAUGCAUCGGAGGUCGUUGGAGUCCUAAACAAUUACCCAUAUGUUCUCUUGGUCAACACCCACGACUACGCUGGAACAGACGUAGACGAUCUAUCAUAAUGGAUAUGUACAAAAGGGCCUUCGACCGUCAUUUCCAACACGUAGACAAUGAAAACGAGGAAAGUUAUCAACACAACUUUCUACAGAAGGACCUCAGUGAUCUCUUCGAGUCUGAAGUUCCCCUUCUCACCGAGGGUGGCUGGUCCGACCAGUUAAGGGUGGAUUCGGACAGCCAGGAUCCCAUAAAAGUUCCGGAAAAUCCUUAUGUUCUUUCAAACAGGAUUCGCAGGGCUUUACGAGUGCACCAAGUCGGAAGGCGAAUUAAAAGAGAAUUGGAUUCGGGCUACGCGAGCUCUUACACAACAAUAAAACCGAGGAAUACAAUGAGCCUGUCGGAAAGGAUCCAGACAGCUCUGCAUUUGCAUCACACGCGGACCAGAAAGAGACGAGGGUUGAAAGGGGGAGGCGGCAGUAGAGCUUUAGGUGCUGGCCAUAGAGGAUCCAGCUCAAGUUUGAACCUCAGACGACGUGGCAAAAAUAAUCUACCCGAUUUUUUCGAGGAGGAAGAAGAAUCGCCAAUGGUCGUAAAGAAACCGACUAAGCCGAAAACGAAAGGGCCGUGCAGUCCAUUAUCAGUAGAGCCAUACGUCAACGUUGAGAUUGUGAAGCAAGGAAGAGAACCAAACGUCACAUUCAGUCCCGGUACGGUAGUCAGGAUGGCUUGCGGCAAAGGAUAUAAAUUGAAUUUGCCCCUGAACAGAACCGCCAAAUGUUUUAAGGGCAAAUGGAAGCCAAUGAAACCUGAAUGUUCGAUACUACCUUGCACAGUACCAGAAAUACCUCAUGGCGAAUUCACAUUGCCCAAAACUGAACAAAAUAUCAACCUAACACUAUCAUUCGAUAGUCCCUUAAAUGAGAGCGUCGAAAUACCCAAUGGAAUUGUUGUGGAGUUCGGUUGUGAGGAUGGAUAUAGUGUCCAAGGCUCAGUACAUUUGAAAUGUUGGUACGGUGAUUGGACAGUUACAACAUUUCCUGAAUGCAAUCCAGAUUCUGUUACAGUACCUUGUCAGCUCCCCCCGAUUGCAAAUGGUCAAUAUCUUUCUGGAUAUAGAGCUGGGCUCACCAUAGCAAAUGGAUCAAAUGUUCAGUUCCAAUGUGAUACAAAUUUUAUGAAAUCUACCAAACAGCCUAUCGAAUGUAUACUCGGAAAGCUAUAUCCCAAAGUUCCUGCUUGUUACUCUCCUUCAGCUCUAGCAAUGGGUAAAAGUGAUUCACCUCAUUAUAUGGGAGGAUCCGACAUAAUCAAAGGUGGAGAUAUCACUGUUAUUGGAUCAAGUAACGCCAAAUCCUGUGGACCCCCUGCUAAGGUCAGAGGCUCGUUGAUCUACAGAAAUGGUGAGCCUAUCGUUGACGAUGAGAAUAACUUUCAAGAUGGCACUGAGGUAACUUUCGAUUGCAUAGAGAGUAUCAUGGGCGAAAAAACCACCUGGAAAAUUGUUUGCGAAGAUGGAAGUUGGAUAGGUCGAUCUCUCAGUUGUGAGAGUGAAGAUCUAGCAGCUCAUCAAACAUCGCCUAUGAAUAAUGACACUUGUAGAUUCAAGAAAGAGGAAGACAAUGUCAUCUCAUUCUACAACGAUCAAGAAAUAAGAGAGGAUGUCGUUGAGUUUCCUGCAGGCGCAGUGCUUAUCAAUAGGUGUGCGGAUAUUGGCAAAUAUGCAAUGAUUGGAUCGAAUAAACGAACUUGUAUGGGAGGCGAUUGGGAUGGUGUGAAACCAACUUGUUAUGGAUUAAAUCAAGAAAAUGACUAUUCAAUGGAAAAACCUCCAACGAUACUUUUCAGGCAUCAACUUGGACCUAUAGCUCAAUCGAACGAAGGAAAGCUGAUAGUCUAUCCUGGCACAGUUCUUCACAUGGAAUGCUUGUGGAUACGACGAUUUGGUAUUCCAAAAUGGACGAUUAGCCAUGAACAUAGGAAAUAUCCUGAAGGAUGGACCACUGAUCCUGGUAGAGAUUCAUCAUUAGAGUACAGACUAUCAAUAAUCCAUGCUACAAAAGAUGAUUCAGGGACGUAUACUUGUGUCACACCCGCAAGAUAUUCUCAUUCUAUAGAGGUUGAUGUCAGAGCUGUCCACUGCCCCGUUGUUCCCCAAAGAAGAGGUCUGGCGGUCAAUAAUCAAAGCACCAAAAUGAACACCCAUCUGAAGUUUUCUUGCUCCAACGGAAACUCCCUCAUAGGAGCGCCGGAAGUUAUAUGUCUUCCUUCCGGCAACUGGAGUGCUCCGUUUCCUGUCUGCGAGAGUAUUGAGUGUGGAGAAGUUGGAGGUGUGCUUGCUCCACACUUGAAGGUCUUAGUAAUCUCCAGAGAGGUUGGAGGUCGCGCAGUUUUUUCCUGUGAUGGAGGUUUCUCCAUCAAAGGUCCCUUAGAAACUGUAUGUCAAGCUUCUGGAGACUGGGCAUCCCCAUUUCCUACAUGUGAAGAAGUUCAAUGUGACCCACCUAGACCACCAGAAAAUGGAUAUAUUCAAGGAACUGGCCCUUACAAGGCUGGCGAUGUGGUACAAGUUAACUGCAAUACUGAUUUCAUGAUGGAAGGACAGCCAAUUAUUGCUUGCCAGGACAACUCGAGAUGGUCCAAGAAAAUGCCAAAAUGUGUGCAGGCUUGUUCUUAUCCUGGUACAACAAUCAGUGGAAGAAUGUCGUCAGUAAAGUUCUUCUACAAAAUUGGCGAAAACAUCACCUUCACCUGCGAAGAUGACUUGCUCCUCAAGGGAGCAUCCAUGUUGAAGUGCUUGAAGAAUGGAAAAUGGUCCAAUACUAUACCAACAUGCGUGCAAGCCGAAAUAGAGAAAAAGAGAUAAUUUCUGAAAUGAAACAAUAGUGAAUAAUCUGUGAAAAAUGUUUUAGUUGAAUAGCAAGUUAUCUUUCAACUAAUGUUGACAAUUUCGUCAAUCCGUUUGGCGAUACUGUUCCUUUUCAAUGAUAUAUUACUUUUUACGAUUUUUAACCAUUUCAUUUAUUCUUAAAUCUAGAAAAACUACGUUUUCAAUUGUGUUCAAAUCUUUUUCACCUAGUCCGGGCAUCGGACUGUAGCAAUAACUUACGAAAUAGUAAAUAAUAUGGAACGAUUUUAGGUGUGUUUGUGAUUAGUGUAGAAAAUAGAGAAUAAACUAUAUCACUGUAGCCGUCCCAACAUCAGCUCUUGUCUGAUCUCGAACUAAUUCGUCCAGGGAAAAAUAUAUACUCGGGAAAAGUGCAUCUAGUAGCAUCAGAGAUUACGGUAUCAUAUUAUAAUCAAAUUUUCACAACUGAAGUGAAUGUGCCAAAUUGAUACAUAUCUAAUGAAUAAAUUAAGUUUCGAUUUAUGUUAUAUAUUUUUAGUGUUUCACUUUCGAAUCUGAAGAUCUAACUUUGAUAAAUUGGUCCCUUGAUUGUAGGUUUUCUUUCCGCAAUGCUGUUAGUUUACUAUAUUCGAAAGAGGCUUACCUGCCUUAUACUUGAAUAUUGUAUGUAUAUGGAGAUUUUAUAGCAAGGUCAUCGAGGUUUUCGUAUAAUUCGAUGCAAAUUUGGGAAGUAACUAAUUGAUGUUGCUGUUCGUAGUGUAUUUUGAAGUAUUUAGGUACUUGCAUGUACAAAUUUUUAUUUUCAAUUUAAUAAAUACCUUAUUGAAUCUUGAA
Messenger RNA from Harmonia axyridis, 5652 nucleotides. RefSeq lists its product as uncharacterized. Gene Ontology annotation, cellular component: extracellular region. Gene Ontology annotation, molecular function: peptidase inhibitor activity. Lineage: Eukaryota; Metazoa; Arthropoda; Insecta; Coleoptera; Coccinellidae. The record is from RefSeq and is a predicted model, not a curated record. The transcript is spliced from 23 exons. Bases 145 to 4836 code for a protein of 1563 amino acids.